AUGGACUUAGACGAUGAAAAAAAGAAUGGCUUCUGUUCUGUCGAUGAUUGUAUCGGAUUGAAUUGCAAGCGACUUGUUCUUGUAGAGUUGAAAGAUGUUGUGUUAUCAAAGACGCAACGUAAAACUCCGACUGUUGUUCAUCGGCAUUUUGCUAUUAGCCGAAUAAGAUCUUUUUAUUCAAGAAAAAUCAAAUUUCUUCAACAGACUCUACAUGAUAAGCUUUCUCAGAUCAUUGAUGAGUUUCCUAAAAUGGAAGAAAUGCAUCCUUUCUAUUCAGAUUUAAUGAAUAUUUUGUAUGAUAAAGAUCAUUAUAAAAUAGCUCUUGGUCAAAUAAAUAUAUCUCGACAUCUGAUUGAUGGAACUUUGAUUUUAUGUGGUUUUCCAAAUGUGGGAAAAUCUUCUUUAAUGAAUAAAUUGACAAGGGCUGAUGUCGAAGUUCAACCUUAUGCUUUUACUACCAAAGCUUUAUAUGUUGGACAUUUUGAUUAUAAAUUUCUUCGAUGGCAAGUAAUUGAUACCCCUGGUAUAUUAGAUCAACCUUUAGCGGAAAGGAAUAUUAUUGAAAUGCAGGCUGUAACUGCUUUGGCACAUUUGCGUGCUGCGGUGUUGUUUAUAAUGGAUAUCAGUGAAACUUGUGAUUAUUUAAUCAAAGAACAGAUAUGUUUAUUCGAAAGCAUUCGUCCUCUUUUCGCAAACAAAGCUGUAUUUGUGGGUCUCAAUAAGGUUGAUAUUUUGAGUCGGAGUGAAUUGUCAUCUGAUAAAAUUGAUUUAAUUCGUAAACUCGAACAGGACUCGAUUCAAAUAUUUGAAUUAAGUACGGUAACACAACAGGGGAUUGUUGAGCUGCGUAAUAAGGCAUGUGAUACUCUUCUUGCUCAACGUGUAGAAAAUAAACUUCGUUCUAAAAAAUUGGACAGUGAAGGAGGAGUAUUAAGUCGAAUUUUUGUUGCAUAUCCAACUCCAAGAGACGAUAAGGUUAGAGUUCCCUUCAUCCCAGAAACUGUAUUUAAAAAGAGACAGUCAGUAAGUGAAGGAAGAAAAUUUGAAAGAAGUGCUGAAAUGAGGAAAUUAGAACGCGAAAUCGAAUUGGAAAUGGAAGAUGAAUAUACUCUCGAUUUGAAAAAACACUAUUUAUUAAAGAAUGAGAACGAGAAAUAUGAUAUAAUACCAGAGAUAUGGGAAGGACAUAAUAUCGCUGAUUUUGUCUGCGCAGAUAUAAAGGAAAAAUUGGAGAAAAUUAGAGAAGAAGAAGAAGUACGAAUAAAAUCAGGGUUGGCGAUAAUAUUUAUUUUGAUAGACAGAUUUGUUAUUAAUGGUUUCGUUAAUCAUCCAUUUUCAAGAUAUUACGAUCUGGACUUGGAAGAUGAUGAUGAUGAAACCAGACAACUAUUGGAAAAUGCAAAGAGGAUAAGAGAGAAGGAAGAUUUAUUGAAAAUGGAAUCGCAAGGUAAGAAAAAAAUAGAAAAACCACGACUAAGUCGAAGAAUUGCUCGAAAGCGUGAAAGAACCACUUCGAGAUUAGAAAAAGAAUUUCAAGAUUUGGGUGUUGAAGUUGAAGUUAAGAGAAUGAAAUUGUUUAAUGAAGAACAGGGGCGAAGAGGGUCUGUGAAAAAAGUGCAUGUUGGACAAAGUCCAGUUCUAUCUGCUUCACGACCACCAAGUCGUGAUGUACGAGGAAUCCCUGAUCCAGUGAUGCGUGAAAAGACCAAACGAAUUGCCCGCAAAGCACAGAAACCAAGCCAACGCGAAGCUAGGAAAGGUGAAGCGACCAACGAAGAUGUAUUUCUGAAAAAUGCGCGAAAAAACGAACUGAAGAAAAACGGGACGAAAAAAGAUAGGAAAAAUGAUAUUAAUGAUUUGCUCUCAAGACUUGAAUCUGCUCGUUUUCGUUUAAUCAAUGAAAAACUUUAUACAUCGACUAGCGAACAAGCAAAAAUUUUAUUUCAAAAUGAUCCUCAUGCCUUUGAAAUUUAUCACAGAGGAUACAAUAAUCAAGUAGGGAUAAUAAUACGACUUAAUAAAAAUAAUAAUACGACUUUAAUUAAUAAAAAUAAUACGACUUUAAUGAAAAAGUGGCCUUACCAACCUAUUAACGAUAUAAUUCAUUCUUUGAAAGCAGAAAAUGAUAAAAAUAUUGUUAUAGUGGAUAUGGGCUGUGGUGAUGCAAAAAUUGCUGCAGCUUUAAAGGAUCAUGCUACAGUUUAUUCAUUUGAUCUGGUUGCUGCUAAUGAUAGAGUAACUGAAUGUGAUAUGGCGAAGGUUCCUUUAGAAAGUGAAUCCAGUGAUGUUGUUGUAUUUUGCCUUUCGUUGAUGGGAAGAAAUCUUAUCGAUUUUAUUCUGGAAGCAAAUCGAAUUCUCAAAAUUGGUGGUUGUUUGAAAAUUACCGAAAUCACUAGUCGUUUUAUAAAUAUUAAAAGCUUUAUAUUUGCUUUACGAAAUUUGGGUUUCCAUCUUAUUUCAAAGAAAACUAGAAGUGAUGGAUAUUUUUUGGUGUUUAAUUUUGUAAAAAUGAAAUCGAAAGUGAAGAAACGAGUUAAUGGAUUAAAGUUGAAACCAUUUUAUAGGAUGUCACUGGUUGAACUCGGUUGGCGACAAUUCACCUUUUUUGAAAAAAAUAUUGUUCGAGAUCCGAAGAAUCCGGAUGAAAAAUUUUCUGGACUCAAGAAUUUGAAAGCAAGUUGUUGUGUACAAGGCAAUGACUUCGCAGUGUUUGGUGAAAAUAGUGGUGCUGUAUUGAAAUUAACGUCAAAGUUGGAAGAAUGUUUCUGGAUGGCUCAUAAAAGAUCGCUUAGUGAUAUCGCCCUAGCUGGAAAUAUUUUUGCUACAGUUGGCGAAGAUGAGGAGGGUAUAAAUUCCUUAGUUAAAUUGUGGAAUCUUGAACGAAUUGAAAAGGAAAUCCCAUUUUGCGUUCGCGUUAUCAGAAUUUGCUCUCUGCUGGGUUUUGGUAGAUGCCCACGAGCUUGUUCAAUUGCCUUACACUCUUCACUUCAACACAUUGCAGUCGGUUUUAUCGAUUCAUCUUUAAUUUAUUGCAACGGAAAUGUUCUUAAGGAAAGGUCGGGGAAGUGGUUGAAUGUUGUGAAUGAAGUGAGCAGUGGAGUGAAAAAUGAAAUAACUGGAAUUGCUCUUGCUUGGUUGCCUAUUCAUAAUUCUUGUAUUUUAUACUGCAUGACUGUGACUAACGUAAAAUCCUAUGUCAUCAAUAAGACAGUUAUAAAUGAGAUAAAUCAUGAUGCAAAAGGAUGUCAACGUAAUUGUUGGAGUUUUAAUGAAAUGCAGAACAGUUUAACCAUUGGAAGCCCUGAUAUGGUUUAUUUUUACAAUGCUGAAGAUAGUGUUGGCGAAAGUUCAAUUGGUGGAAAAGGAAAAUGUUAUGCAUUAGGCCGUUGUAAUGAUAAAAUACAAUUAAUUUCCUACGACAGUUAUGUGAUAUUACUCACCAAACAACCAAACGCCACUCCAUCAGCUGAUGAUUUAUUUACGUGGGCUAUAUCAAUUUACGAUAUCGACUGUCAAUGUGUUGCUUUCUCGUGCGCUGUUCCUCCAACUUCUUGGGUGUUUCGGCUUGACAGUGUGAUUACAAUUUUAGGGCAAGAUGGUACAUUAGCGUUUUUGACGGAGAAACCUCUUGGUGUUAAGCUUGAUAUUCUUUUUAAAAAGAAUUAUUUCGAUUUAGCUGUUGGAUUAGCCAAGAGAAGUGCAUUUCAUUAUGAAUAUUUACCCGAUAUUCAUAGACGAUAUGGCGAUUAUUUAUAUAAGAGUGGUGAUUUCGAGAAUUCGAUUAAACAAUAUGGUGAAACAAUUGGUUCACUGGAGCCAUCUUAUGUAAUUAAGAAGUUUUUGGAUGGAUCGUUAAUAAAGGAACUUAGCCUUUAUCUAGAAGUCCUUCAUGCAAAAGGAAAAGCUAGUUCACAUCAUUCAACAAUUCUUAUCAACUGCUAUAUAAGGAUGAGCAAUAAGGAGAAAAUUGAAAAAUUUAUUGAUCAAAAUUUCAGCUGUGAUGUAGAUGUUGUUGUGCAUAUUUUACGUUCAGCAGGCUUUAUUGAUGCUGCUUGUCGUAUCUGUGAAAAGAACGAUAUGUUAGAUAAGCUUUUGAAUAUUUAUAUCGAAGAAAAGAAAGAUUAUAUUUCCAUAAUGGAAUAUUUGGAAAAAUAUGGAAAAUUAUUAGCGGAGAAGUGCCCAGAUGAAACACUGAAAUUUAUUUCGAAAAUAGCCACCACAAACGUCUAUUUCGAUGCAAACCGUCUUAUCAAAAUGUUCAUUGGAAAUGUUGAAUAUUGUUCACAGUUUGUCGAAAUAGCCUUGAAGAUAGACAAGAAUAAUUCGAAAUUAAGGAAUAUACUACUAGAAUUGCGCCUUCGACAAAAAUUACAUAAUGAAAAUAUUAUUUUUAUCACAUACUUUUUUUUUUAUUUUCAUGGUCAAUUUUCUUAUGGAACGAUGAACGAUGAAGAAUUAGUUUCGUUAAUAGGUGAACAGAAAUUAGAUGAGGCUCUGCAAAUAUGUCAGAUGUUUGAUUUCAAACCUGGCAUAGUGGAUAUUUAUACGAAGCAAAAGAGAUUUGAUGAAUUAAUUGAAUUCUACUUAGAGCGAGGAAAUAUCAAAGAAAUUAUUGAAUUGUGCGAAACUAAAAGAAUUGAACUGACGAAAUCAAUUCAUCCAUUGGUGGUUCUUGAAAUUUUAUCAAAAAGUGAAAAUAUUUGUGUUGGACAUGUCCAGAACUACAUCAUCAAGUGGCUCAAAGAACAAAAUGAUCUGGGUAAGUUCUGCAAUCUCUGUUAUGUUUAUGCUCCAACUUUGUCGCCAGAUUACCGUGGUAAAGAUAAGUUCUACACGGAACUUCAGUUGUUAACAAAGUCUUUACCGAAAAAUGACAUGGUCAUGAUCGGAGGAGAAUGCGCACAUAGGUUAUAG
Dracunculus medinensis (Guinea worm) is the source of this 4914-nucleotide messenger RNA. The record is from the annotation of a GenBank genome assembly. Lineage: Eukaryota; Metazoa; Nematoda; Chromadorea; Rhabditida; Dracunculidae.